AUGAAGGAAGACAUCACAAACCACAGCAGCCUUCGAAAACUGUCACUAGCUGUUUCCCAUGUAGGCCAGCAAGCCGCAGGGCCCCCGUCUGCAGCUCCUCAGGCUGGAAUCGCAGAAGCAGGCACCCCUGCUCCUCCACCCGGACAACACAACACAGAGAGCUGCCAUAUAUCAGGAGCAUCUACGUGCACGCUGGUGCGGAGGGUGACGCGCAGUGGAGGAAGUGCAACUGUGCAGAGCCUGGGCAGGACUCCAGGAGCUCUUCCACUUGGAUCAGCCCCCCACCCCCAGUUUCAGGAAAUAAGAACAUUUGCAAAGAGACCAAACCGAAAGUCUCAGAUCUCAACUGCCUGGUGUGAUAAUUUCGAGAAAUACACUGCGUGCGUGGAUGGAACUCAGAGAGCUGCUUGCCUCUGCCUCCCAAGGGCUGGGAUUAACGGCGACACCGCACCCCGCUGGAGGAGACCAACCCUGACAAGUUGUCCCUCCAUGAGUGCCAUGGUACAGCACCGUCUUCGCCUCCCAAAUCAGCGUUUAAAAACAAGACGAACGAUUUUCAGAUCACACUUACCCCACAGCCACACAGCCAAUGAGAACAGCCAGCAGACCAAGAUUUGCUCUCACCACCCAGCUGGCCUUUGCCGAAGCUCACCACUCACAAGGCUUUUAUGUAGGAAACAUUCUGACAUGCAAUACUGUACAUGCCAAGCGGGUAUCAGCCCUGUCAUGUAGUUAGUUGUACAGCCACGACUUCACUAACGUCAAGACAAAAAAGAACCCUUUACCUUUCUGGUCAAAACACAGGUAACAUAC
Molecule: messenger RNA, 813 nt
Organism: Psammomys obesus (fat sand rat)
Lineage: Eukaryota; Metazoa; Chordata; Mammalia; Rodentia; Muridae
Exons: 4
Coding region: 1-732 (243 amino acids)
Source: RefSeq, a predicted model, not a curated record